Messenger RNA from Lodderomyces pseudojiufengensis, 2034 nucleotides. RefSeq lists its product as uncharacterized. Bases 1 to 2034 code for a protein of 677 amino acids. Lineage: Eukaryota; Fungi; Ascomycota; Pichiomycetes; Serinales; Debaryomycetaceae. The record is from RefSeq and is a predicted model, not a curated record. Gene Ontology annotation, molecular function: RNA polymerase II cis-regulatory region sequence-specific DNA binding; DNA-binding transcription factor activity, RNA polymerase II-specific. The transcript has a single exon. Gene Ontology annotation, biological process: positive regulation of ribosomal protein gene transcription by RNA polymerase II.
AUGAACGAUACAUUUAGUAGUACAGGGCCAAAUCAAACUUUAUAUUAUGCUACUCAUUCAAAUUCAACAUCUUCAUCCUCAAGUACUUCUCAGAAUAACAAUCAGCAACAUCAUUUAAAUGGCAAUAGUACAAAUGAUACUACAUCCGUAAAUAAUGUUGCGAAUAAUUCAAACCAAAGAGAUCAAUCAAAUGGACAUACAAAUAAUCAUCGUGGCAGUAGAGGAAAUAAUCGACAGUCAGUUAGUGGAUCUAAUCAAUCGAAUGAUUCUACAAUAAAUCAAUUACCUCAACAACAUCAACCACAACAUACUAUAAAUGAUAUAUAUAAUUUAAUAAGUCAAUUACAACAACAAAAUACAAUAAAUAAUCAAAUUAUAAUGAAAAUGAAUUAUAUGACGGAUUCAAUUGAAGAAAUUAAAAGAAAUCUACUGGAUUUUUAUCAACAAUUUUUAAUAACUUUACAAAAUAAUCAAAAUAAUAUUGGAUCUUCUUCUAAUGCUAAUAACAUGUUUGCUGGUUCAAACUUGAAUAAUCAAUUUAAAACUUUUGAAAUAUUUACAAAACAUUUAAAUAAAUUGAAUAAAGAAAUUGAAGAAAUAAAUAGUACUGGGCAAUCAUUAAGUCCGAAUCCAGUUCAGCAUCAACAGCAACUACAGCUGCAACUGCAACAACAACAACAACACCUGCAACAUCAGCAGCAGCAACAACAACAACAACAACAGCAGCAACAACUGCAACAGCGACAACAACAACAGCAACAACAAAGACAACCCUCAACUCAGCAACAAGCACAAAAUUCCCAAAAUCAACAAACACAACAACAGAUACAAGCUCAACAGCAUUCACAACUGACAUCACAACAAACUUCACAACAGCAACAUUCAAAAAAUAACAAUGUUCACAAUCAACAUCAAGUAAGGGUAAAUAACGUAGUGAAUGAAAGACGGGAUCAUCAUCAACUACAAAAUAGUCAAACCAACGGAACUACUUUUGAUGAGGAAACGGGUUUAACUAGAAAAAAUUUAGACUUAAGGUCCCCUGCUCCGCCUUCUGAUUCAACUUCUCCAUAUGUUUUUGACAUUGGUUUUUCAUCCAGGGGAACUAAUAUCAAUGGACAUAUUACUUCACCAAUAACUCAAACUCAAUUGCCCACUUCCAAUAUUCAACAGAAAAGAUUGAAAUCAACACAACAAAAUAACUCUGCUCAACAUCAAAUGACUCAUCAACAUCAACAACAGUCACAAAGACUUCCUAUACUAUCUCAACAAACUACUCAUACUCAAAACUCAAGUUAUUCUAAUUCAUACAUGUUGCCUAUGCCUCCUUUAUUAAGUGAGGAUAAAUCAAAUAAUUUAGCACCACAUGAUCAAUCUUCACAAUUCUUAUUAUCCAGAGAUAGUAGUGGUAUGAUGACAUCAGCUUUAAGACAACAACCAACUCAUACUCGACCUAUACCUCCUCAGCCUUCUGCUUCAACUUUUUCCUUUGAUGAUAAUGAUAUCGAACAAAGUAUAGAUGAAAUUGAACAACAAGCACAUGCUGCUGGUACCAACACAGCUCCAGCUCAACCAACUACAGGAUCAUCAUCUAAUAAUCAAAAUAAUACAUCAUCAAAUCAAAAUCAAACACUUACAAAUGAAGUCCAUAAAAGUUACAAGAAAAGAAAAUUAACUCCAGAUUUAAAAAACUCAAUUGAUUCAAAUGAUGUACCACAAUAUAAAUUAGAAAGAAGUUUAAAAGUAUUAAGUGAUAUAUGGAAAGAAUAUGCUUACGGAGUAAAUGAUAAACCCCCAUUAAAAUCAUUAGAAUCAAAAUAUGGAACUAAAUGGAGAAAUGAAACUGAAUCAAGAACUUUUUUAAGAAGGAAAAAAAUUUAUGAAGCAAUUGAAAUUGGUACAAAAAAAGGUUAUACUGAAGAUGAAGUUAUUGCUGAAUUGGAAAAUUAUAGAAGUUAUGAUAAAAAUGGUACUUUAAAAAGGAAACCUUUAUCUUGGUUAAGUUCAAAUAUGCCGGAUAAAUAUGCCAAUCCGUAG